Ogataea angusta is the source of this 1401-nucleotide messenger RNA. RefSeq lists its product as uncharacterized. Gene Ontology annotation, biological process: regulation of peptide transport. Bases 1 to 1401 code for a protein of 466 amino acids. Lineage: Eukaryota; Fungi; Ascomycota; Pichiomycetes; Pichiales; Pichiaceae. The record is from RefSeq and is a predicted model, not a curated record. The transcript has a single exon.
AUGAGUUCUUCACCAAAACAGACGCAUCUGCGGUCACCGGUGAUCCUUCUAAAAUCUCCUGUUCUCCCAGGGGGGCUGAUUCGGUCGCUAAGACCCAAGGACUCUCAUGUCGAUCUGCCCAGCGAGCAGGUUGUUGAGGAUGUCGUGGAUAUCAUCAAAACAGAGGAGCGCAGAAACUGGAUCAAAGGACUUCUCUAUCUGUUCCUGACAGUGGCAACCUGGGUGUUUGGACUGCAGCUCACAAACAAUGUUCUGAAAGGAGACUCGUAUCAGCACCCCCUGUUUGUGGCAUACAUAAAUGGAGGUCUUUUUGUUAUGUUUGGGAUCAAGCCCGCACUUAAGAGUCUGAUCAAUGCUUUUGCAGCCUCUGAGCCUAAACUGGACAAUUCUGUCUUCAAUUCCUACGAUUCUUGCGGCUCUUCAAGCAUAGUUCUCCACGCUCCUUCCACGAACCUCUCGCUCCAAGAGCUGAUAAUUGUUGCGGUCCAGGCUGGCCUUAUUUAUUAUGCAAACGCUGCAUUGGGCGCAAUCGCUUUACAGUAUACAAGCGCGUCCAACCAAACGAUUCUCACAACCACAAGCUCCGUAUUCACGCUUCUGCUCAGUUAUAUAUGUGGUGUCGACACAUUGUCCCUGGGCAAGAUCGUUUCUGUCCUCGUGAGCAUCGCAGGAAUUUGCUUGAUUACGCUCAACAGCACGCCGUCUUCUGAAUCCACGCCCGUCAACUCCAUGCUGGGCAAUUGCAUUGCCCUUUGUGGGACGUUUCUCUAUUCUUGCUACCUAGUCCUUUUGAGAGUGAAGAUAGGCAAAGAGACAAGCCCGGACAACGAAAAGCUUAUCUUUGGUUUUUUGGGACUCAGCAUUCUCAUAUUGGCAUGCCCGGUGCUUCUGAUCGCAAACUUUCUUGGAUUCGAGAAUCUAUCUCUCCCAGAUAGCUCCACAAUCUUUUGGAUUGUCUUUAUUGGAGGGCUUUUCAACUGUCUCUCGGACUAUUUUUCAAUCCUCGCAACCUUGUUGACAUCUCCGCUGAUCACCGCAUUGUCGCUCUCCACCGCAAUUCCCGUCAACAUGAUUUGCGACUCUGUAUUCUAUAAAGUCAAAAGCACGUCAGCUAGGUAUUAUCUUGGCAUUAUCCUCAUUUUCUCCUCGUUUGUCUUUGCUAAUCUAUCCAACGAGGACGAGGUCGUACAGGAGGCUAUUGAGGAGGCCAUUGAAGAGGCUAUUCAGAACGACGAGCUGCUUUCUCCAUUCUUGUCGCCGUAUCUGCAGCAGCACGGCCGUAUGGAUGACGUUCCAAAAAUGAACAUCAACACUUCACAAAGAACAGGCCCCCCUGCCCAGGUGGUAGUUGCAGGAGGACAUAACCACAGAUACUUCAUCAGAGAGAUUCCACCGAGUUGA